Molecule: messenger RNA, 288 nt
Organism: Paramuricea clavata
Lineage: Eukaryota; Metazoa; Cnidaria; Anthozoa; Malacalcyonacea; Plexauridae
Source: the annotation of a GenBank genome assembly
AUGGAAAAACUAAUGAAACCAAGUAUAUAUCUAACUAAGUUGUGUGACAAUUUUGUCCUCGAUGGUGUGGUUAACAUUGAACAUGUCCUGAGUAGAGCAGCAAUAUCAAGAUGCAUUAGAUCAGAUCUGUUGAUGUCUUACAAAAAGCUAAGUGUUAUGCCAUUGGAAUCGACAACAGCAAAUAAUGUUGCUUUGACAGAUGCUUACCUGGAAGAAGUAAGUGACCUCAAUCCAGCCGCGCUUCACUUCUUUGAUGAAAGUAGUGUAAAAAAGAUGUCAGGGAAUUGA